Populus euphratica (Euphrates poplar) is the source of this 1445-nucleotide messenger RNA. Its product is annotated as ubiquitin carboxyl-terminal hydrolase 22-like. The transcript is spliced from 2 exons. The record is from RefSeq and is a predicted model, not a curated record. The coding region runs from base 540 to 1379 and encodes 279 amino acids. Gene Ontology annotation, biological process: protein deubiquitination. Lineage: Eukaryota; Viridiplantae; Streptophyta; Magnoliopsida; Malpighiales; Salicaceae. Gene Ontology annotation, molecular function: cysteine-type deubiquitinase activity; zinc ion binding.
AUGAGUCCUUGCUUGCAAAUACUACAACUAUGUACAAAAACCCUAACCAUCCAGAAAAGCAAGCAGCCAUGGACAUUUAGAGUCUGCUCCAUCAUUGACCCACUUUCUUGAUUGUCUUGAUCAACAAAAUGAACGGUUCAUAUUCCUCCAAAAGAGCAGAGCCAAGACAACCUUUUCUUUCGUAAAGAAAUGAAAAGGUUAGUCUAUUCAUCGAGAAAAAGAAAAGGAAAAAGAAAAAGAAAAGCCCUCCUCUUCCCUUCUCUACUAAGUUACUUCCCUAAAGGUCCUCCAAGCUUUGCUUUAUUCAUCAUCCCUCUCUCUUUGUCCCUCUCUUUCAUCAAAUCAAGAUAACAAACUUGCAAAUCUAAUCUUAGAUCUUUAGUAUAGUAUCUCUUAUUGUUAGUUUCAUUUAAAGAUUGUGUCUUUUUGUAACCAAAACAUCAAGGUUACUGUUUUUUUAUGUAUUGAGACUGCCCAUUUGAUCUAAUAAAUUCUUGUUUUUUUGGUUAAAGAUCAAAACUUUCAUCUGUAUUUUGUUUAUGGAAACAAGGAGCUCUGUGUUUGCAAACCCAAAACCCUGUAAGCAUCUUGCAGAUUAUAAGCUGAGGCAUGGCUUGAGUGGAUACAAAUUCCUUCAAAAAUGGCUCAAAACCUUUCCAAAUGGAAAGACAAGCAUUAAAAUGUGUGAAACAACGAUGCCCAAAUGCAGUUUUUGUAGUGGGAUUCGUCAAGGUAGACUGUUUCUGUGUCUGAUUUGUUCUUCAACGUCUUGUUCAGACCAUACCCUUUUGCACAGUCAAUCUGAGAAUGGCCAUGAUAUAGCUGUUGACAUUGAAAGAUCAGAACUUUAUUGUUGUUCUUGUAGGGAUCAGGUCUAUGACCUUGAUUUUGAUAAGGUAGUUGUGGCUAAAAAUAUUGUGGAUAUGCCAAGUAAGACACGUGAUAGUGUUGUUGAUGAUUUAAUGAGGAGAUCAAGCAAGAGGAGGAGGUUGAAUUCAGUGGUGGAUUUGGAUUUGAUAAGGUCUAAAUUUUUUGUUUGGAUGAGGGGUCGAAGGGCGAAAUCGUGCUAUCCAUUGGGAUUAAGAGGAUUGAAUAAUUUGGGCAGUACUUGUUUCAUGAAUUCUAUUUUGCAAGCUUUGCUCCAUGCACCACCGUUCAGGAAUUACUUCUUGAGUGAGAGACACGACCGUGAAACUUGUAGGAAAAGAUCAUCAGAUCAAUCGUGUUUGGCUUGUGAUAUUGGUGUAAUUUUCUCAGCUGUUUAUUCCGGGGAUCGGACACCUUAUAGUCCAGCUCAGUUUCUUUACAGAUUCAGUUUUUUUCUGUCACUGUUUAAAGGUAGACUAGAGAUAUGUUAUAUCCCAUCAGGUAUCAGCUAGCAGAAAGUAUGGUGUCUUAAGGAUUUUUUCAAGCAGGUUUUCUUCUCUUCUCCUAUAUUUCUGAUA